CCCGGACCUGCGGGAUUUGUUACACAGCUGAGUUCUGUCAAAUAGUCAAAAAACAAACUUUUUACUUACAUAAUGGCUUCUAUAAUGUUAAAAAAAUGCAACUUGCUGAAAAUUGCACAGCCUUCUAUAAGCAGAACAUUCACUGCGAUUUCAACGAAACUCUACAGCACAGGUAACGUGAUUGAUCCACCAGAUGAUGUUUUGUUUAAAAUACCUGUAAAUCCAAGCAGAGAAAAUGAACCUCUACAGCAAAGAAAGAAUAGGUUAGUUUUUAAAAACGACAAUAUGAGUGAAACAAAUAUAUUUCCCUUGCUUUCCAAAAUAUUUUGAUUGUAAAAAGUGACAUUUUAAAACACAAUAGUGCAAAAAUUGUAUAUUUUACAUUUAAGAUUGCAGUAUCAGUCUCGUAAACGUGGUAUGUUGGAAAAUGACUUACUACUAGCAACAUUUGCAGCCAAAUACUUAAAAGGUUUCAAUGCCACAGAAACAGAAGAAUAUGAUCGACUUAUUAACGGACCUUCAAACGAUUGGGACUUAUACUACUGGGCAACAGGAAUUAAACCAAUUCCAGAAGAGUACAACAAUAAAUGCAUGAGCAUGUUGGCCGAACAUUGCAAGAAUCUAAAUAAAGAAGUCAGGAUUCGUCAGCCCAAUUUAGUUUCUAUGUAAAACAAAGAAUUCAUGUUGCAGUAUUGUAUUUUAAGUAAUUUAUAAUGUGUUGUAACCAAAAAUGGUGUAUUUUUUAAGUCCCAUAUUCUAAUAUUUUAUUUUAGAGUGUAUGUACGCAACUUUUAAUACAAGGUGUAUUUGGGGUUGCAUAUAUUCCAAUUACUAUAUUAGGGACCGGAUUAAAACUAGUGUACUUAAAUAUAAUAUAAUAAGUUGUUAGGUAAAAUCUAUAUUAUAGAUUUUAUGAUAAUGUGGGUAUUCAUUCAAUUAACGUUUCAAAUAUGUAUUAAAAAAUAAUUUAACAAUUAUUUUUAUUUAACAAGAAAGGCAAAAUACCUACAUACAAUAAAAAUAACAAAUAAAAUAGCCAAUGGAUUAACAUUUUUAAAAAUAGCUUUCAAAUUGUGAUCAAUAGGAUUCCGAACUCGGCGUGUCGUAUAAAUCUAUCUUUCUAUAUAUUUUCUUUGGUUUGUAAGAGAAAUAAUAGGGACCUGAGUAAAGGCUAUGUUAUACAGUGG
Messenger RNA from Brassicogethes aeneus, 1187 nucleotides. Lineage: Eukaryota; Metazoa; Arthropoda; Insecta; Coleoptera; Nitidulidae. The record is from the annotation of a GenBank genome assembly.